Molecule: messenger RNA, 291 nt
Organism: Rotaria sp. Silwood2
Lineage: Eukaryota; Metazoa; Rotifera; Eurotatoria; Philodinida; Philodinidae
Source: the annotation of a GenBank genome assembly
AUGCUCGUGCACCCUAACACGGGAUAUGAAUAUGAAGAUCACAGCAUAUGGGCUAUGUGGGCUGGAGAACGAUGGCCUUUGGACAUGUCCAUUUUCGAGAAAGAGACGCAAACUAAUGAAUUCGGACACUAUCCUGGUGACCCAGAUAAUCCAGUAUGCCUUCUCAAGGGCGGCGUAUGCGGCGAUAAUCAGCUUAGUCCUUCGGCUCUGUGUUGCUAUGAGCUAGCAUGCAACGCUGCUGAGACGAUUGCGAAUGGUGCCUUAAACUACACAAUUCAUCGAUGUGGUUGA